UAUGCAAUAAAAAAAAAUGGAAUUUGGAAACUUAAAAGAGAAGCGUGGUUAAAAUUAGAUCCCUAUAAUUUUAAACCAUAUAAUUCAUCACAAAUAAACAAUGUUGUUCAAAAAAUGAAUAAUAUAGCUAAUCAAUUAGGUUUACCUGAAGAUGCACCUGAAAGACCACAUCCACCGGAACAAAAAGUGCCUGUUAACUAUCCAGCAGUUAAUUUUGAACCUUCAGUUAUUACUGAGAGUUCCAAUGGUGUGCAAUUAUCUGAAGGAGAAACAACCCGAGGUGGGAAAACGACUCGUGGUGGAAAAACAACGCGCGGUGGUCGAGACAACAGAGGUGGCGGAGGUGGUAGAGGUCGUGGAGCAAAAACAAUAACAACUAAUGUCACAGCCACUUCAGGAGAUCAAUCAAUAAAUGCUACACGAGGUCGGAGAGGAAGACCUAUUGGUUCUAAAAAUUCCACUCGUGGUGUCAAAACUGUAAAUCAAAAAGGUACAUCUUUAUCUACUACGGAAAUGGAAACCACCACACCUGUCGUUACACCUGCUGGGACAACUAUAUCUGCCAGUGCACCCAAAUCUACAGCAGUCACGUCUGCAAAUGCAACCAAAUCUACAGUAGUUACACCUGCAAAUGCAACCAAACCUUCAGCGGCCACACCCAAAUCUUCAGCAUCCACAUCUACAAAUUCAACCAAAUAUUUAACAGCCAC
This is a messenger RNA of Dentiscutata erythropus, 710 nucleotides long. The record is from the annotation of a GenBank genome assembly. NCBI's taxonomy places the organism in Eukaryota, Fungi, Glomeromycota, Glomeromycetes, Diversisporales, Gigasporaceae.